AAAAAGGGUAGCAGGAAAGUCAGCAGAAGUUCUUAUGACACUAUUUCAGAAAAUUGGUUUUAAUCUUGGCAAAUCAAAAAAGCUUCCACAAGAAACAACCAAAGCAGGGAAGCCCAAAGGCAGACCUAAAUUCCAUCUUGAGACAUUUGGGACAAUAGAUAACAAGGCAAUGCCACUGUCAUACAAAUUUUUAAAUGAGUAUCCACUUAUUGCCCCAGACCCUCACAAGGUGUGCGACUUUGAUGGAUGUGAAUGCAGAAGCCAAGAAGACUCUGAUGUUAUAAGACUGCCAUGUUUCCAUAUGUUUCACAAGCAAUGUCUUCAAAAGCAGAUUAAUGAUAAAAUAACAGAUGUUCUCACUGUACCAAGCCGCUUCUCAAAAAAGUAAACUUCCUUACAUCAUCGUUCAAUGAAUCUCUACUUUCACCAACCUCCACCAAAGCAAAAAGUACAUCAGAUGAUGAUGAUAGUAGCAACACUAAUGACGACGACCACGAUGAUGAUGAAAUUCCUGAAGUCAGCAGUCAUGACCCUCAAUACUAUGAAUAACCACAAUGGAAUGCAUUUAUAGAAAACAUGCUUGAUACCUUCCAAGUUCCACAGCCCUCUAUGUAUUCAGCUCAACGCACUUCAAAUUGUCAACAACUUCAGAACACUCAGUCCCAAAACAGUUCUACUCAGCAAAAUCAACAAAGCUCUCAACAACCUCAGAGAAGCACACCUAACACUUCAACAGUCAUUACCAUCAAUAUUCAAAAUGGAAAGUUCUGGCUUCUUGGCAGAAAUAUAUCACAGUCCACUCUGAAUGGUAGAAAUGGAUCAAAUGCUUGUACUUUUAUUGCCMUUCUUCUUUCCAAUUUUUUUGUUAUAAAUAGAUUAACUCUUCCAUUUCCUCGACAAAGUCUGUCUCCAGUAUGGCAGUUAAUAAUGAUUUCGUGCAUUACAGGAGGCAAUGAAAUGCAUGAUCAAGUUACAGGUGGUUGUCCUGACCAUUUUGCUGUUACUGAAGCAGUUGCAUCACACCCUUUAUUAUCAGGAGGAGGAAAUGAGGUGGAAUAUUCGUUUGACGUUGAAUUUGUUCAUGGAAAUCCUGCUGUACCACAAUCUUCUCUUGCCUUUUUCUUGCAAAGACUUUUACAAGAAUCUAACAUAGCUGCCAUUGUGAUCAUCAAUGCCAUGUCCAUUUGCUUUGUUGGAAAAGAAGACAAUAUUCUCUUCAUGGAUAGUCAUCAACACGGGAACCAUGGUGCGCUUUUUGGCUACAGUAAUCUGGCAUCAUUAGAGAGCUGGUAA
Molecule: messenger RNA, 1293 nt
Organism: Exaiptasia diaphana
Lineage: Eukaryota; Metazoa; Cnidaria; Anthozoa; Actiniaria; Aiptasiidae
Exons: 2
Coding region: 577-1293 (238 amino acids)
Source: RefSeq, a predicted model, not a curated record